Molecule: messenger RNA, 4809 nt
Organism: Hypomesus transpacificus
Lineage: Eukaryota; Metazoa; Chordata; Actinopteri; Osmeriformes; Osmeridae
Gene: rgs12b
Product: regulator of G protein signaling 12b
Exons: 6
Coding region: 427-2886 (819 amino acids)
Molecular function (GO): GTPase activator activity; protein binding
Source: RefSeq, a predicted model, not a curated record
UUGGAUGAUUUUUCACUAGCGGUUUUAGUCAGUCAAAAAAAGUUUGUAAAAUUAGUAAAUACUUUAAAAAGACAUGAUUGCAAUCCAUGCAAUUUUUUUUAAUAGAAAAUUACGUGGAUAAUGAACAACCACUGAGAUCGCAGUGAACUAGACUGUGAACCCAGCCAGAGUAGCAGCAGGAUGGGAGAGCUGGCGUAGCUGUGUUGAAGCUGAGACCUUGCUCUCACCCUCCUGCUACAUUCAGACCUCCUCGGCCUUUCAGAAGGCCACGACACCCACCGUUUAAAGGGGUGGAGGGCGGAGAGGGGCAUUUUGGGACACACCCAUGCUCUUACUUUGUGUAAAGAAGACCGCCAACAUGUCAUUUCUGUCACGCCAACAGAAUUGACUGGAGGAAACAAAGAGAGAGAGAGAGAAACCGGAAAAAUGUUCAGACAGGCAGAUACGUCAUCCAAGAGACGUCAUGGGGGCGGGCUGCCCUUGUCCCCGCCUCCCCCUCCCCAGGGUCGAAUCCGUGGUGUGGAGGUGGCACGGGGGAGGACGGGGUACGGCUUUACCCUGUCAGGCCAGGGCCCCUGUGUCCUGAGCUGCAUUCUGAAAGGAAGCCCCGCUGACUACAUGGGCCUGCGCUCUGGCGACCACAUCCUGUCCGUCAAUGACAUCAACGUCUCCAAGGCGUCCCACGAAGACGUGGUCAAGCUCAUUGGCCGUUGCACUGGCAUCCUUCACCUUGUGAUCGCCGAGGGGGAGCGUCACCGUGGUGGCCGUCACCAUGGCAGCCGACGAGGCGCCGGUGGCGUGGCGGCCGCUCACGUAGACUCGUGCUCCAGCGACGAGGAGCUGGGCAGUUUCCAUGACAACGGUGGCGGCGGCGUCAACAACAACAGCCACCACCACAAAGGAGGAUCCAGGGGAGGCUGGUUCAAGCCCAAACUGGACCACAAGGCCCUGGGCAUCAACAGGGCUGAAAGGGUAGUGGCAGAGAUGCAGUCGGGAGGGAUAUUCAACAUGAUCUUUGAAAACUCCAGCCAUUCUUCCAGCAGCUCUGAGAAAGAGCGAGUCAUCGCCCCCGGGCCUUCCUCCUCCUCCUCCAAGCCUCGCCCGCUCUCCGAACCUGAGUUCCCCCCCUACCGGAACUCCCACCCCCACUCCCGCAGCAACCCUAACCUCCUGUCGGAGGAGGAGAUGGCCAGGGUGCUCAACGACGACUCUGUCUUUCUGGACUCCUACCAGCACCCCCUCCACCACCACCAGGAGGACCAGGAGCUGGAGGUGGGAGUCGGGGAAAACUUUGCCCUUGAGCCCAGCGAAGGCAUCCUGAACGUGGGCAUGAUGGUGGGGUACCUGGGCUCCAUUGAGCUGGCCUCCACUGGAGCCAGUCUGGAGAGCGACAGCCUGCAGGCCAUCAGGGGCAGCAUGAGGCGGCUCCGUGCCGAGCAGAAGAUCCACUCCCUGGUGCUCAUGAAGGUGAUGCACGACUGUGUGCGCCUGGUCAGUGACAGGGGUCAGGUCCUGGCCACCUAUCCUGCUGAGAAACUCGCCUUCAGCGCCUGUUGCCCCGACGACCGCCGCUUCUUCGGGCUGGUUACCAUGCAGGCCACGGACGACCACGAGGACUGUCGCUACGGCAACGGGCAGGAGGAAGAGGGUGGUCUGAGGACUUCCUGUCAUGUUUUCAUUGUGGAUCCCGAUCUGUGUCACCACCAGGUGCAUGCUGGUGUAGCGAGGCAGUUCAGGUUUGAGUGUACGCCAGACCCAGACACCGGGGGCUGUCUGGAGUUCCCACCCACCUCCCAGCCUCUGCUCCAGUUCGUCUCGGUCCUGUACCGGGACAUGGGGGAGAACAUCGAGGGAGUGCGGGCUCGGGCCUUUGUGGAUCCGGACAACGACGCCCAGCAGAACCACAGCACCAGCAGCAACAGCGACAGCGGCAUCGGCAACUUUCUGCCUGAGGAGAAGAGCAACAGGGUUCUAUUGGUGGAUCUGGGAGGCAACGCCCACAGCCCGGGCGUACGCCACUGGGACAGCCCCCCUCCCUCCUCGCAGGCCUGGGGCCCCGCCCACCAGGGUGGCGGCCCCUCCCUCCCCCCGCCCCCUCCACCCUUGAUCCGAAACGGCUACCGCCACGACCUCCACCUGGCCGACCUCUCCCACCCUCACCCCCUGCCCCACCCCAACCCUCACCCGGAGCCCUCCGGCAGACACCCCCCUCGGGGAGGGCACCCCCACCACUACCCCCCGGGGAAGAGAGGAGGAGCGGGUGGAGAGAAGAGAGGAGGAGGAGGAGGAGGGGGGGGAGGAGGGGAGGCUUCCUCACAGAGGUGGCUGCCUGUCCACGUGUUGAGAGACUGGCGUCAUCAUCCAGGGGGAGGAGGAGGAGGAGGCCUGGGCCCAGGACUGAGCAGCGACCAGGAGUCCUAUGCUGAGUCCACAGACGGCUGGUCCUCAGCGAACUGCAGCACCCUUCCGCCACCCAUGAACAAGAUCCCUGCCGACCGCUACCGUGCUCCGCUGCCCGGGGGGGACCUGGCCCAGCCACACAGGCUCACUGCACAGAAGGACGAGUGGGCCAAGAAGCUGUUUGGGGCUGGGGCCGGGGCCGGGGCUGGGGCCGAGAAAGGAGCUAGGAGUCAAAACAAUGGGAAGAAAAGAGGGAGCACGAAAGAUGGAGACAAAAAGGGCGGUCGUUUCCGGGGUCUGACCAUGGGCUUCCCACCCCUCCCCCAGCGCUCCUCCGGACGACGUUCCUUCGGACGCUCCAAACGCCUCAGCUUGGCACGCUCCCUGGACGACCUGGAGUCUGCCGCACUCUCAGACGGAGGUGAGUACAAACACGACCGUCUAUCUUCCAUCCCCCCUUCUCCUCUCUCCCCAUUCUCCUCUUGAAUGUCCUCAGUUUAGUGUUGAACUCUGCUACAGCUGAUUGAUCUGCAGUCCUGGGCCUUCAGUGUGGCCAGCUGAAGGUGGAGGUUCAGACCUGCAGCAGACUUUGUUGUCUCACUGUGGAUUGUCUGUGCCGGGUGUUGUGGCUUUCAACCCUAAGCUACCUACACACUACAUAAACUCUCACGCUUUCUCACUCUCUUUCUCCCAUUAACGCGUACACACACACACACACACACACACCCACACACCUAGGGCUAGUCUGGUUGGACAUGCUCAACAUUCUCAAGCCACACCUCUGCAGUGUUAGCUACGCUGCACCAUGAAGGCUGCAAGCCAACCUGUGUUGUCCUAGAGAGUGUGUGUGAAGCUUGUAGGCACCACGUCGUGGGAUGAUCCAGGACUGAGUAGCUGCAUGGUCGGGCUGAGUGAAGCCCGUGUCAUUGGGUGAGGUUAGAUCACGCUGCUAUAGUUGUUGCGUAGAAGGAAUCAAGCCUGUGUAAUUGUACAUUUGAACUGUCUUCUCUCAAGGAGGAAUGGUGGUAAAAACACACACACACACAGUUCUCCAGGCGUCUCAAUUAGCAUGUGCUAAUGUUAGCACAUCACUUGGUGGCCCGGCUGCGUUAGCAUGCGCCAGCGUUGUUUUAACACUUGCAGAAUGCUCGCUCCACUCAGUGAAAAAAGAACUGAGACAAGGAGGAGGAGAGAAGAGGGGGAGGAAGACUAGAGGGAGCUGAGGAGGGGGGAAGUCUGUUUAGGACCUCCAAUUCACACUCAUUCAGUCUUGUCGGUGUGUGUGAGUGAAAAUGUGUAGGCCCAAUGUUGACCUGACCAAUGAGCGUCCGUGUAUGAGAGUUUAAAAAUACCAAAUGUUUGUGUUUUCUGGGCUAUGCAUUGCCAAGGAAACCCUAUAUCUCUAAGCUUGUGUGCUAGUAUUUGACCGAAUGCAGGCCAAUCCCUGGCCCUGGAAAUGGCCCUCAUCUCCUUCUCUGAACCCUCAUUAAUAAUCCAGCCUGCUGUGUGUGUGUGUCUGAGUGCAUCCUUGCGUGCACCUUUCCCUCCUCCCCUCCACUUCAAUAAUUCACCAGUCACAGCCCUGUGUGCCUGUAUCCACUUACCCCUGUGGAUGUGUGUGUGUGUGCUUCCAAACCGUCGCCAUUCGCGCCGCGUCAGCGAGAUAGGUCGUCGUCGUCGAAGCCGGUUCUCUCCCUCCGCCGCUCUCCCUCUCCAUCUCUGGCUGGUUGUCUCUCUGUCUCUCUGGUUGCGAUGGGGGCUGGCAGUGCGGAGCCCGGGCCCUCUGGCAGCAGGCCCUCUCACCCCGUCUCCGGGUGGGAAUGAGGAGGGGGGCCCUCUGGGCCGGGGCAGCAUGGAAGGGGGGGGUUGGUUCCCUCUGAGGGUCCGCUAUUUACCCAGGUGGCAUCACACCGGCUCCUACCAGCUGUACCCAGGUAAGACCCCCCCCCUCCUGCAGGGACAAGGCCGAAGGCCCGGGAGGAACGGGAGUUUCUAGAAGGGCCUGGAGGGUGUCUAGGUGUGGUCACUUACAGUGGGAUUUACUGUCUACUACUCUGAUCAUACCUUUUCAGGUGUGCCUAGUUUCUGUGGUUAGUAGAUUAGCCACCAUUCUGAAAUUGUGAAAAGUUGUUGGUUUGACAGUUAGAGCUGGGGCAGUUGUUUGGGCUCAUCGACAGAAGGGAUUUGGCUCCAAACAUGGUCACUAAAGUGCUUUAGAAACAAUACUGUUGCCAUUGAAUAUCAUUAACAAGAAUCUCCCUAAAGUUAGGUGUCUGAACUUUGAACACACUUUGGGCUACAAGUAUUAUUCAUUAGGUAACCAAACACUGCAAAGCCUUCUCAAAAUGGCCGGCUUUUCCGCUGGCUCAAAUCCUUGCUUCAGAAUGGGCAACCUGUUCUUGUUCUACU